This is a messenger RNA of Aspergillus puulaauensis, 1479 nucleotides long. RefSeq names its product snoRNA-binding rRNA-processing protein ENP1 (gene ENP1). Bases 1 to 1479 code for a protein of 492 amino acids. Gene Ontology annotation, cellular component: preribosome, small subunit precursor; cytoplasm; nucleolus. The transcript is spliced from 3 exons. NCBI's taxonomy places the organism in Eukaryota, Fungi, Ascomycota, Eurotiomycetes, Eurotiales, Aspergillaceae. Gene Ontology annotation, biological process: rRNA processing. Gene Ontology annotation, molecular function: snoRNA binding. The record is from RefSeq and is a predicted model, not a curated record.
AUGCCUAAGGUGACAUCCUCUCGUGCUGCGGCUGCUGCCCGACGACACAACCCUCUCGCAGAGGAUAUCAUUGGUACCGGGCACCUCCGGACGGACCCUAGCAAAAAGAGCAAGCGCAAAUCAAGGACAGAUGGAGGCCAGGAGGACGGGGAGCGCUUUGUGGAUGCGAAAACUUCCCGAAAGAUUCUACAAAUUGGACAAGAACUUGCGGAUGAAGAAAAUGCUGAACAGGAAGCUGUGCGGGGAGUGACUGCAACGCAACAAAAGUCGGCAUUUGAUUUUGAGUCCCGAUUCGAGGACGAGGACGUAUUCUCGGACGACGAUGGAAAGUUCAAUGAGGAACAAUGGGACGACGAGGAAGAAAUCGAGGAAGUGGAGGUUGAUCCAAACGAUCUCGAUAUGUUCCACAAGUUCGUUCCUAGAGGUGAUGAGGAUCCGAUAUUCAAUCCAAGCGGACUAGACACGAACCGUCAAACCACGAAUCUUGCGGAUCUUAUUCUAGAGAAGAUCGCUGAACACGAAGCGAAACAGGCUGGAAGUACUGGGCCCAUAAUCCAGGGCGGAGGUCUGGCCGAAGAUGCUGUUCAAAUCCCUGCAAAAGCUAUUGAGGUAUACGAGAAGGUUGGUAUGAUCCUUUCUCGCUACAAAUCCGGGCCUCUUCCAAAGCCAUUCAAGAUCCUUCCCACCGUUCCGAAUUGGCAAACACUCCUUUCGAUCACCCGCCCCGAGUCAUGGACUGCGAACGCCAUCUACGCUGGAACUAGGCUGUUCAUUUCACACAAACCAACCGUUGCACAGGAGUACAUAUCGACAGUCUUACUUGAACGCGUGCGAGAAGAAAUUUAUGAACACAAGAAACUUAAUGUUCACACGUACAACUCGAUGAAGAAAGCGCUUUACAAGCCAGCAUGCUUCUUCAAGGGAUUGCUAUUCCCAUUGGUUUCGAGUGGAACCUGCACUCUACGAGAGGCUCACAUCGUUUCCUCUGUAAUCGCGCGCGUCUCUAUCCCCGUCCUGCAUUCGGCAGCCGCAUUGCUUCGAAUGUGUGACCUUGCCGCUGAACAGUCAAUGAAGUCGCUUGAAAGCACUGGUGCCGUGAAUACCUUCAUUCGAAUAUUCUUGGAGAAAAAGUAUGCCCUUCCUUACAAAGUCAUUGACGCUCUUGUCUUCCAUUUCCUACGGUUCCGCGCUGCCGACCCAGCGGAAGAUACAAUGACCGAUGGACCAUCUAAGGCAUACAAACUCCCCGUGCUUUGGCAUCAAUCACUUUUGGUCUUUGCGCAGCGUUAUCGUAAUGAUAUCACCGAGGACCAGCGAGAAGCUCUGUUGGAUUUGUUGUUGGUUCGUGGACACAAGGACAUCGGGCCCGAAGUGAGGCGUGAACUGUUAGCAGGCAGAGGACGGGGUAUAGUCGCUCCUGAUCCUGAGAGACAGAGUGCGCUUGAUGCUGGAGAUGAUACGAUGGACACCACAUUAUAG